Asparagus officinalis (garden asparagus) is the source of this 1434-nucleotide messenger RNA. RefSeq names its product tRNA:m(4)X modification enzyme TRM13 homolog. The transcript has 9 exons. Bases 91 to 1263 code for a protein of 390 amino acids. The record is from RefSeq and is a predicted model, not a curated record. NCBI's taxonomy places the organism in Eukaryota, Viridiplantae, Streptophyta, Magnoliopsida, Asparagales, Asparagaceae. Gene Ontology annotation, biological process: tRNA methylation.
AUAUGUGAUUUUAGUAGCCACGGAGGGCCUUUGUGCAAAAGGGCACAAUGUUAUUAUGAGCUUCUCACUGGAUCUCUCUCCCCCGCGAAAAUGACGAACGCUCUUUCUUUCUCGUCCGCUGGCGGCUGCGCCGCCAACUCCACCACCGUCGGAGGCGGCGGAGAUGUCAACGUAGAGAAGCGAUGCGAUUUCUAUCUCUCAAAGAAGCGGCGUUACUGCGCGAACUCCCCGCUUCCUGAUUCCAAGUUUUGUGGGAACCACAACCCUUCCUCUAAAUCUCGCAGGGUCCCCUGCCCCAUCGAUCCUUCACAUUCUGUGUUUAGGGAGAACUUGGAUGCCCAUGUGAAGAAAUGCCCAUUGAAGAAACAAGUGGAAACCUUAGAAACACAGCCCUACUACUCUAAAGGGAUUAAUGCUGGGGUUUUAGGAGGGGAGAACGUCGGGUCGGAGGCAAAGAGGAGGGCCAUUCAUGAGAUGAGUGUGAGUGAAUUCAAUGAGCUUGUUGGAAAGAUUAGGGCUUUUCAUUCGGCCUUGAGAGUUGAGCUGAGGGAAUCUUUUGUGGAGCCUGAUGCUUGCAAGAAAUGGAUAAAUCAGCAGGUGGAUAGACAAGUGCCAUAUCAAGAGAAGCAUGUGAUGCAGCAGGUUUCAAUCAUUGGAAACAUGGAAGAAUAUGGAAUUCUCAGAAAAACCGAUGAGUCGGUCUUUGGAACAAAUUGUCAGCAAACGAUAGAAGUCGAUGGUUGUGGAGAUGAGGAUAAUAGCCCAGCAGUGGUUGAAUUUGGAGCAGGGAGAGGGUACUUAACUCACAUGCUUGCUGAUUGUUAUGAAACGAAGAAGAUAUUUUUGGUUGAGCGCAGGUCUUACAAGCUCAAGGCUGAUCGAAGUCUCCGUCAAAAGGAUAAUUUAAGCUUAGAGCGAUUGAGAAUUGACAUAGAGGAUUUGGAUCUGCAUGGAGUAGAAUCUUUGAAGGGACAUAAAUACCUGGCCAUUGGAAAACAUUUAUGUGGACCUGCUACUGAUUUGGCCAUAAGGUGUUGUAUUCCGGAACGCCAAAGCAUUAACAAGGAACUUCUUUCCAAUGGAUGUCGUAUGCGAGGUUUUGCCAUAGCAACAUGCUGCCACCAUCUUUGCCAAUGGAAGCAUUACAUAAAUACAAAUUUCAUGUCCAACAUGGGGAUAACAAAGGAGGAUUUUGAUGCUAUUUCAUGUUGCAGCUGGGCUUGUAGAUGGAAACCACAGGCUCUGAUGACGUUUCCUCAGUGACUGAUCAGAAAAUGCAUCUUAACACCUGUGAGGCGAAGCAAUCUGAUUCUGAGCACAAAGGAGUUGAAGAAACUAUCCGAAGCAUGCAAGCGGCAGAGAGGGCUGCUAUAGGCUUCAUUUGCAAAGAGAUCAUUGAUAUCGGAAGAUUGAUGUGGCUGAGGGAUAAUGGAU